Messenger RNA from Nerophis ophidion (straightnose pipefish), 6402 nucleotides. RefSeq lists its product as uncharacterized. Bases 1810 to 2886 code for a protein of 358 amino acids. NCBI's taxonomy places the organism in Eukaryota, Metazoa, Chordata, Actinopteri, Syngnathiformes, Syngnathidae. The record is from RefSeq and is a predicted model, not a curated record. The transcript has 5 exons.
AAGUGGUCGCGCCCCCCGCAUGUUGCGUAACCGCGCGCACGACAUGACACGCAAGUCCAGAGUGGCGUGUGGGGGAGGGGGGCAGUAUUCCUGCGUUCCACUUGCCCCGGGAAGUUGGAAGUCGGCGCUCGAAUGACGUCACAGCCGAGUUGUGCGCGCUCGGAAAUCAAGACUGCUAUAUCCAUCCAUCCGUUUCCUACCGCUUGUCCCUUUUGGGGUCGCGGGGGGUACUGGAGCCUAUCUCAGCUGCAUAUGGGCGGAGGGCCUCGUACACCCUGGACAAGUCACCAUCUGAUUGCAGGGCCAACACAGAUAGACAACAUUCACAUUCACACACUAGGGACCAAUCAACCCAUCCCCAGGCACAUGUCUUUGGAGGUGGGAGGGGCCUAUCCCCAGGUGCAUGUCUUUGGAGGUGGGAAGGGUCUACUGCCAGGUGCAUUGUCUUUGGAAGUGGGAGGGGCCUAUCCCCAGGUGCAUGUCUUUGGAGGUGGGAGGGGCCUAUCGCCAGGUGCAUGUCUUUGGAGGUGGGGGGGGCCUAUCGCCAGGUGCAUGUCUUUGGAGGUGGGAGUGGCCUAUCCCCAGGUGCAUGUCUUUGGAGGUGGGAAGGGUCUACUGCCAGGUGCAUUGUCUUUGGAGGUGGGAGGGGCCUAUCCCCAGGUGCAUGUCUUUGGAGGUGGGAGGGGCCUAUCGCCAGGUGCAUGUCUUUGGAGGUGAGAGGGGCCUAUCGCCAGGUGCAUGUCUUUGGAGGUGGGAGGGGCCUAUCCCCAGGUGCAUGUCUUUGGAGGUGGGAAGGGCCUAUCGCCAGGUGCAUGUCUUUGGAGGUGGGAGGGGCCUAUCCCCAGGUGCAUGUCUUUGGAGGUGGGAGGGGCCUAUCCCCAGAUGCAUGUCUUUGGAGGUGGGAGGGGCCUAUCCCCAGGUGCAUGUCUUUGGAGGUGGGAGAGGCCUUUCCCCAGGUGCAUGUCUUUGGGGGGGAGGGGCCUAUCUCCAGGUGCAUGUCUUUGGAGGUGGGAGGGGCCUAUCGCCAGGUGCAUGUCUUUGGAGGUGGGAGUGGCCUAUCCCCAGGUGCAUGUCUUUGGAGGUGGGAGGGGCCUAUCGGCAGGUGCAUGUCUUUGGAGGUGGGAGGGGCCUAUCCCCAGGCGUGUCUUUGGAGGUGGGAGGGGCCUAUCCCCAGGUGCAUGUCUUUGGAGGUGGGAGGGGUCUACCGCCAGGUGCAUGUCUUUGGAGGUGGGAGGGGCCUAUCCCCAGGUGCAUGUCUUUGGAGGUGGGAGGGGCCUACCCCCAGGUGCAUGUCUUUGGAGGUGGGAGGGGCCUAUCCCCAGGUGCAUGUCUUUGGAGGUGGGAGAGGCCUUUCCCCAGGUGCAUGUCUUUGGGGGGGGAGGGGCCUAUCUCCAGGUGCAUGUCUUUGGAGGUGGGAGGGGCCUAUCGCCAGGUGCAUGUCUUUGGAGUUUGUAGGGGCCUACCCCAAGGUGCAUGUGUUUGGAGGUGGGAAGGGGCCUAUCGCCAGGUGCAUGUCUUUGGAGGUGAGAGGGGCCUUUCCCCAGGUGCAUGUCUUUGGGGGUGGGAGGGGCCUAUCCCCAGGUGCAUCUCUUUGGAGGUGGGAGGGGCCUAUCCCCAGGUGCAUGUCUUUGGAGGUGGGAAGGGGCCUAUCGCCAGGUGCAUGUCUUUGGAGUUUGAAGGGGCCUACCCCAAGGUGCAUGUCUUUGGGGGUGGGAAGGCGCCUAUCGCCAGGUGCAUGUCUUUGGAGGUGGGAGGGGCCUAUCCCCAGGUGCAUGUCUUUGGAAGUGGGAGGGGCCUAUCCCCAGGUGCAUGUCUUUGGAGGUGGGAGGAAGCUGGAGCCCACACAGUCACGGGGAGAACAUGCAGACUCCAAACAGAAAGAUCCGCGCGCAGGAUCGAACCCAGGACUACUCAGGACCUUCGUAUUACCAGCUCAAGGUGGUCAUGGAGCAGGUCCUGAACUUCGCCAUGCGCGAGCUGAAGAAAAUUGUGGAAGCCUCGUUUGAUGACCUCCUGCUGGAAAUCACCAAGAAGGAGCAGGAGCAGCAAACGCUGGAGGACAAGCUGGACCAGAGAGGCGGAGGGACCAGAACCGGAGCACGGCGAGGGUCAGAGAACGACUCCGUGUCACCCAGCGGGUCCGAGGAUGCUCGCGAGGAUCCGCCAGCCGUGACAGCCGACCCCGGCCAUCGUCCAGACAUAUCCGUCUCCCAGGACUGGGUCCCCAUUCUGGACAAAGUCUUUGGACAGAGGUGGUGCAGCGACGACUGGCAGGUCAAAGAGUCUGCUGUAGGGGGAGGGCUCGGCGGGCCAGAUGUGCCACCGCCUCCUGUUACCCUGGAGACGCUGGAGGCUUCUCCGUCGUCUCCGCAUCAGGACCCCCGCUGGACGCCGUUGGAGGACAUGGAUGUGUUGUCCCCUGACGAAGACACUGGGGGGGGGGCCAGACCCUCCUCUGCACCGCCGCUGAGCCCGUCAGGAAGUUCAGGUCGCCGCUCGUCCGCCUCCAUGUUGCAGCGCCUGCUGACGUUACCGUCUCAGCUGCUGGACGACCACCACGACCCGGGUGGCGCUCGCAAGAAGCCAAAGGAGGUCAAGGACGGUCGUGACGACGACGGCGGCAGGACGCCUGGCCACACCUCCUCUUCUCCCCUGACAACUGAGGAGGAAGAGGAUGGGAAAAGGAAGAAGAAGAAACGACGUAAGCUUUGGUCCCAGUGUGACGACUGCGGCCGAAGGUUCAGUCACGUCUCCACGCUGGGCGCUCACGCCGCCAACGCCUCAGUUGGUUGCCCGCCAGCUCAGUGUUCAGGGUGCGGCCUCAGUGGCCAACAUCCUGUCAAAGCCCGAGGAGGCAAGAAGGAUGGAGGAGGCGCUCAAAGAUGAACACACUUAAGUGAUGACCUGGCAGCCUUGCUCCCAGAUGGUUUUCACCACGGACAACAAGAACACAAAGUGGAGCAUGGCUUGGUUCUUGAUGUUCCUACUGUCACAGGCCAAGAUCAGUGAAAAAGAUCACAUGAAACCAGUUCACUGGACUUCCUGCUUGCUCAUUGCAAGAAAAUGUGUAAUCAAGAGCAAUGCCAACGUUAAGAUUGCAAACUUGUUUUGUCCAAACAGGAAAUGGAUCCACACCACUUCCUGCGGGAUUGCUUGGAUAAUUUCCUACUUUGUCACCAGAUGUCAUGUGACCUCAGAGAGAUGAUAAUGACAACGAUAACAUUGUUUUCAUGACAAUGUUUUUAAAAAACUUGUCAAUUUUCCUUUGGCUCUAUCUAUUGGAUGUUGAUAAUGAAGAUUAGGAUGGACCUUCCUAACCCUGGACUUGAUCAAUUGGAGAUUACGAUGGACCUUCCUAAUUCUGGACUUGAUCAAUUGGAGAUUAGGAUGGACCUUCCUAACCCUGAAUUUGGAUCAAUUUGAGAUUAGGAUAGACCUUCCUAACCCUGGACUUGAUCAACUGGAGAUUAGGAUGGACCUUCCUUACCCUGGACUUGAUCAACUGGAGAUUACGAUGGACCUUCCUAAUUCUGGAUUUGAGCAACUGGAGAUUAGGAUGGAUUUUUCCAACCCUGGACUUGGAUCAACUGGAGAUUAGCAUGGACCUUCCUAACUCUGGACUUGGUCAACUGGAGAUUAGGAUGGACCUUCUUAAUUCUCGACUUGAUCAACUGGAGAUUAGAAUUGACCUUCCAAACCCCGGACUUGGAUCAACUAGUAUUGAUCUCUGAACGCUGAGCAAUUUAUUACAGACAUUCUGAGUAUUGGACUCCGCUUUAUUUUCAUUCUUUUGGUUUUGUGGUCCAAUUGUGAUCCUUUCUUGACACCUUGUGUCUCCAGACACCCUUGGUCACCUCCAGACAGGGGGCUGGCUAUCAGACACAGAGGCUGGGUAUCAUGCUUUAUUGGCCCGAUCAAUUUCCAUUCAAAUGGACCCACACUUAAAGACUAAGUAUUCACUGCAGGCCAAAGUGGCCCCAAUCAGACGUUUUCCCAGCUGACUGUUUACGCACCCUCAGUCAGUGGAUUGAAUUUCCUCCGUCGGAUGGCGGGACUUUCCCUUCGAGAUAAGAUGUGGAGUCACAUUGGAAAAGAUCAGAUUCCAAAGGGAUUGAGUUUGAUGCCAAAAAAUGGGAUUUGAAUCACUUUUAGACUGAGGUCUGCUCUGUGUCAUUUGAGAAUUGGUGUGCAGUGUAAACGGGGUCUUUUUUUUGACAAUGUCUCAGUUCUUUUCUUUAGCAUCAAGUGGUUUUAGGUGCAAAUUUGACCUGUUAGAAGUGAAAACAAGGUUGUCUUAAAAGUUAAUUUUGCAUUUGGUUAGCGCAGUCAGACGGGAUGUAACGCACAGGGGUUUUAUUGUGAAGGCCAGAAGUGUGCUUUUGGUUUGACAGUAUUGUGUGCAGGGAGAUGACGACGUAGGGUUGGGUAUCGAGUAUCGAGUACCGAUUGGAACCGGGACUAACUUUCCGAUUCUCCCGGUAUCGUUCAAAAGUUUAAAUUCCGAUUCCUAGUUUCGAUACUCAAUCCGCCGACCGGAAAAAAAAAAAUGUCCGCCGACCUGGAAGAAGAAGCCGUUGAACACCAACGAAGAAGCGCCCACCGCCGGAAGUGUUAGCAUUGCCGAGCCUAUGUAGCCGAGCGAGUCAGUCAAGCAUGGAUAGCGGUUGUCGGCGGUCGAAAGUGUGGCUUUAUUUUAUUCAAAUAAAUGAAAUAUCGACGAAAUGCAACACGUGCGACAGGACUGUUUCGUGCUUAGGAGGGUGCACGUCGAACAUGAAGCACCUCCGACCGAGUUCAUGGAGUACUAAUAAAUGCGUGUCCCGUCUUCGACGCGCUGCCUCUUCCUCCAGCUCCGGCUCCGACGCGCAGCCUGGCACCUCGGUGAUUGCACUGCAGUCCGAAUCCGGUAAGUAAAACAAUAUAUAUGCAAUAAAUAAUGUGUUUUGCGCCAACGUUGAGGCAGCUAACAAAUUAGCCCCCGUAUUUUUUCAUAGACAAUUUACAACCUGCUAGCCAAGCUCCGCCAUGUGCUCAGCGUACUCCGUUCACCGUAGCGGCAAUGGGGAAGAUGUCGGUGCCACAGAAAGGUCACUGCACACAUAAUCAAAAGACUGCAUCCCUUUUCAGAGGUGGAAUCUCCAACAUUUAGGUUGAUUAAGCAAUAACGUCAGAGCUAAGCUAAUUGAUACUGGGCUAAACAGUAACAGCAACAUUACAUGUUUGUUUAUGUUUGCAGGGAUAUGGUGAAAACUCUCAACCCAAAAUGCAUACCACCUUCCAGGGACUACCUGGCAAACACGUUGAACCGGUGGAGAAGUGUAACAUCAUUACAGAGCUCAGUGAAAUCAGCUCUGUGAGGAAUUUAUAGUAAAGUUCAUAAAAAGUUAAUAGAAUUAAAAUUGAUGGAGAGUGUCAGACUAUUUCAUUCAGAAAGACUGUAGGUUAGCUAGCUCAUUUAAAAUAUCCUAAACUUUUUUUUGACCCUGCCUUUUUUUUUUUUAAAGAAAGAAUCGGAAUCGAGAAUCGUUAGGAAUCUGAAUCGAAACAAAGAAUCGGAAUCGUUCGAAUUCAAACGAUACCCAACCCUAUGACGACGUAAACAAAAGUACUCGUUUCCAUAGUGAUAUAACACUACUUGCAAGUAUACUCCAUCAGAAUCAGACUUGUUUGUUGUGGGAUCAUGACGAAGUUAGCAACUACUGUAUCUUCAUGUACUGUGUUUUCAAGGCUUGUGUAAAAUUAGGUAGCAAGUCCCUCACUUGUUGGACGCUAACGUUAGCAUAGCAUGAUCCUGCUGCUGCUUGAUGCACAAGACCAGUAUUGAUAUGAUGUCACGGUAGUGACCCAGCCCUCCGCCACAUACCUCAUUCAUGCCUUUUGUUACCUCAACUUUUACUGGAUGUUUUUUAAAGUGAGGCAGGUUGCCGGUUGAAUUCCCAGGUCCUCUUGGAUGAAGAAACUUGCGAGGCCGAGUCAUCCGUAUGCCCACUUGGCAUUUCUCCUGACUCACAUUUGACCUGCUUUAGCAGUCGCCAUGAAAGACACUUUCAGUAAUUAACGUCUGUGGUGUCAGGGCAGUUUGGUCACGUGUUCUCUUCCCGACGUCUAAUAGUGUCAUGUGACGUGCUCGCCAUCAUGGACUCUUGAAAGGUUCCUGUCGCUGCUUGGAACACUGUUUGUUUGUAUUGUAAACGAUUCCUAAUGUACCACUUGAAAGGAGGCGCAUGGGGAAAGUGUCCAUUUGUUGGCCACACGCGGAGGCUGGACAAGGGAAGCUUCCAGAAGGAAGCACAAGUGUUUUUCAUGCAAUACUUUUCAUACGUAACAUUGUUUUCUAUCUCCACACAUCACGUGGAAAUGUGUGCGUGAAUUGUAAAAAGAUCAAUAAAUGUUAUACAUGCU